Messenger RNA from Paramisgurnus dabryanus, 2888 nucleotides. RefSeq names its product N-acetylglucosamine-1-phosphodiester alpha-N-acetylglucosaminidase (gene nagpa). Gene Ontology annotation, biological process: secretion of lysosomal enzymes. Lineage: Eukaryota; Metazoa; Chordata; Actinopteri; Cypriniformes; Cobitidae. The record is from RefSeq and is a predicted model, not a curated record.
GUGAUACACAUCAUAUGACACACAUCACACUUUGGACUCUUUCAAUUGAAGUGCACUGAAACGUUGGUUCUUUUAUAUCUACGGUUUAUAUGUGUCUUAUGGCAAGAUCGUCCGUCAAUUUCGAUCAGAUAUGUUUCCUUCUUAUAUGUGUAGGAGCAUGUGUGUCCCAUUGCAAAGACAUCCGACACUCUUUGGAUGAUGACCUUUUGUUUCCUUACACCAACUCCCAUGGCCCAUCUCACUCUCAUCGUCAUGUAAGGGACUGUCAGCCCAUUGCUCAUGGCAAAGUGACCCAUGAAACUUGUACAGCAAGCAAGGACUCCAACUCCCCAGUGUUUGAGUCUAAGAUAUUCAUCUCCGACAUCGACUCGAGAUGGGCAAGUGGCCACAUCACAGUGGUCCAUGAUCCACUGAAAACUAUAUCCAUCCUGGAGCCAGGGGGUCCUGGGGGGUGUGAGCAGAAUCACAGAGAGCUAGUGGAACUCACCGCCAAAACUAGAAAAUGCCUUGUUGCUCAAAAUGGAGGCUAUUUUAAUACUACAACUGGACAGUGUUUAGGCAAUGUUAUAAGUGAUGGGAAACUGGUGCGGAACAGUGGAGGAGUUCAAAAUGCACAGUUUGGCAUCAGAAAGAAUGGAACGCUUGUGUUUGGUUAUCUAUCCGAGGAAGAUGUUUUGGAUCAAGUCAACCCUUUUGUGCAGUUGAUCAGUGGUGUUGUAUGGCUGUUGAGAGACGGUAAGAUCUACAUCGAUGAGAGCACCAAGGCAGAAUGUGACAAAACUCAGGAGACCGGACAUUUUCAGGAAUUUGUGGAUGUUGUGUCUGCCCGCACUGCAGUGGGUCACGAUGAAAAGGGAAGACUCAUUCUCUUCCACGUCGAUGGUCAGACGAGAACCAGAGGAAUGAACCUCAGGCAAGUAGCAACAUUUCUGAAAGAACAGGGCGUCAUCAACGCCAUCAAUCUGGAUGGAGGUGGAUCGGCCACCUAUGUUCGUGAUGGAUCUCUUGCCAACUACCCCUCAGAUCACUGUACAGAACCAAUGUGGCGCUGCCCGCGGUUGGUAUCCACUGUGCUGUGUGUUCAUGAGAGGCUUUGCCAGCCGGAGGACUGCAGCGGGCACGGACGCUGCGUAGAGGGCGUGUGUGUGUGCCGGCAGGGCUGGAAAGCACCAGACUGUGCCAAUCUCACAUGCCAGGACGCCGCAUGUGGCGAUCACGGGAUUUGCACUGAGGAUGGGUGUGUAUGUGACUCUGGAUGGAGGGGUUUAAAUUGUAGCCAAGUAUGUGAAUCAGGUUUCUAUGGCGACGGCUGCAAUCAAACAUGCGCAUGCGCCAACGGGGGCUCAUGUGAUCCAGUUCACGGGCGUUGCACCUGUCCUGCUGGUUUCCAUGGAGAUUUGUGCAUGCAAGCGUGCCCUAUCGGCUUCUACGGGCUGAACUGUGAGCAGCCAUGCCAGUGCCAGGACAUGUGCCCAUGUGACACUGUUACUGGGAGCUGCAACAUUACAUAUGAGGGAGAAAGAAACAUCAGCUUGCACAGAGCUGGUCAUUGUCUGGCUACUCUGAUGUGGAGGGAAUGGAGACAAACAGAGGAAGGUCAUGCUCCCAGACCUUAUUUAUCUGAACAAAGCUGGUUGGUUGUCUGCGCCAUCCUGGCAACUUCACUGCUGGCCAGCCUCACCGGUAACCUAAUCCAGACGUGCCGAAAAUGCGAAGCGCGCACGAAGAGGGAGGGCUACUCCUACUUGCCGUUGGAAGAGAUCAACGGGGCAGCAGAGCGUGGCAGAGGUCAGAGGACAAAGCCUGGGAAAAAUCUCUUUCAGCCAGAAGACUGGGACUCGCAGGACUCCUCAUAAUGAGACCGUGUUACGAAGUGCGUGCAAAUGGGCUCACGCCGCUGUGCCAACCACCAGAGGCCUGAGAGAAACUCAGUGGGCACUUUUUUGGCUGGCAGAGAGAAGUGGGCAAUGUGUCGUGGGUUUAAUCUACAUUAGCACAAACACUUUGUCUUUCAGGGGAGGAGAAAAAGGAUUUGUUUGUUCCUGCUUUGAAUCGAUGAGCUUUUGGAAGACGGUCAUCUUGUUUGGAUCAGGACCAUCUAAACUGAAAAUAAGGGACAGGAAUGGGCGUUGGUAUCCAAACAGUUGUCUGCUCACCCCAGCUUCAGCCAACUCCGUUCAAAUGUGCCAAGUGCCCUGGUUGUGCAGUCUGACUGCAUUUUGCACAUCAUGUUUGUACUUUGAUUUCAUAGCAGCUGGUUGAAUUCAUGUUAAAAGUAUUACAUCUUUGACCUAAAAAAAUUAAUUUGACCUUCAGAAUAAGAGAACCAAGAUAAACGGCAAUAACAACACCCAGAAAGCCUUUUUAUUGAGUGAACGAGCAAUUUGUUCCCGUGUUGCCAUAGUCACAGACAAGUUUCAAACUUUUUUUGUGGAAUCCUUCCUGCUGUAACUUGCCAGACUGCUAUUUUGAAGCAUUUUUAUUGAAUGAUUUCCUCCUUUGCGCCAGAGGUCAUUCAGUUUAUUUAGAUUCCAAUAUCAGACGCUUUUGUUUCCGUAUAGGCUUUGCCAGUCGAUGUCUGCAUGUCUUAUCAUGGUGCCUUAAUGUUUUGCAUGUUGCUGUAAAUCAUCCAUCGAAAUGUGUUAUAAAAAUCAAUGCAUAGAUUGUUUUCACAUUGUGUAGUUACGUAAAAGCACAAAGUCACUUUAAUGAAGUUUUAAAGCAGUAAAUCUAGGCAUCAGGAAGAGAUUCGAGUGGAAGUGUUAAGCUCUGUUUUAGCUCUGGAACACGACACAUCGUAUGGAAGAGGAACAUUUAUUUAAGACAGGUUUAGAGUUAGUUCCUCUGCUCUUUCCUGUUUAGCAUCAUAAAAAGAUUUUUGGCUCGUC